AUGAAAACAUGUCUAAAGGCCUGUUUACAUGGAGGUGGGGGACCCCAGGUAGGUUAGGUAACCCGCCUGCCCAUAUAAUCUCUCAUUUUAAUGUGAUCAUGUUUACGUGUUAGAUGGGGUAACCCACCACGCGUUACCUCACCUACCUGGGGUCUGACAACUUUUAUGUAAACAGGCCCUGAGCCAAAGUAGGCUGCAAAACAGCCCGAAUAUUUGAAUACGAUAGGUUUUUUCUCUUGCCACUUCGCGCCUUUGCAAAACCAAUUAUGAGAAAAAAACAACUGUUUUGCAUUCUUAAAAUUUUUUACGCGAGCUGAUCAUGAGUGAUUUACACCCUAAUUUCAAUUUGCAUUUCCAUGUUUUUUUUUUUAUUUCAGAGUUUCAGACAGUUCAUGGCCAAAUUUUGGCCAUAAACAUGGCGCACUUAAAAAAGAAAUGACUGGUAACUCGGAAUGAAACAGAUGGCAAAAAUGCUUUUAAAGAUAAUAAUAAAAAUCAACAAAGGCACACAAAUCACUUAGCUUAACAAAUUUAUUUAACUAGCAAUUGUCAAAUUCCACUUUACCAACACCCGCUUACGGACACCUCAUCAUACAUACAUAAGGAACAGUCUGCUUUGUCCCUGGGAAAAGAAAGCCCUUAAAUUUUGUCUAAAUUCAACCUGCUUUAUACAGACACUCCUUUAAUACCGAGACCUCCUAUGGUCUCUCAGUGUCCGUAUUAACAGCCGUAUUAAGAUAUUUUUCUAUUGGCUUAUCAACUUUAAUGCUGCAUGUAGCUUAAAAUUACUGGAUUAUUUUCUAUUUUUUCUUUGUUUGUUUACCUGUUUAUCUGAUUAUUUGUACUUAACAGUGUCUUUCAAUCAAAAUGGCCUCAUACGCAGUUUCCUUACAAUUAAUGAUCGGUUAAGCUUGUUUUGGUUUUCGUCUUGGGGCCGGGAUGGUCUCCUGUUCUUUAAAGUUUUUUGUUAGUGUUGUUGUUUAUCUAGUUGCAUAAGAAGGUACAGGGGGGCUUGGGAUUUAAGGUAACAUGCCAUUUCUGAGUUCCAAAAACUCUCACUUCCAAAGUGUACAAAACAAUUCUUGUGAAAAUGAGUUUUAGUUGUAGAAGAAUAAAAAUCAUUUUCAGAUCAAUUCGCCAUUGGCACGUCUCCCAUAAUACACCCUGUUUGCCCCCACUCCCCCCACAUUUUACCCAAUCAUUUUCUUCAGUUUCUCUUGGGACGGCUGCAAUACUCAGGAGAAAAGAAAAACAAAGGUUAUCCAAAUUUUUUGUGGGGGGGAGGGGGUAGGGGGAACAAGGUGCAUUAUGAGACAUACAUAAAAUUAAUAAUGUUUUAUUUAUUUGGAGUCUUACACAAUAAAUAGUAUAUCAGUCAGUAUAUGGGAGAUGCGCAUGUGGCUAAUCGCUUCGCACCUAGCCUUGCUUUGAAACAGAACAUUGAGGCAACAUAAAUGAUGGCCUAAGUAUGGAGUUAAAAGGGACUCAGCUGUGCACUGUUUGCAGAAUAGUAAGACUAUUCAGCCACCGAUCAUGCUUACUGUGUUCUUCUGAGAAAAAAACAAGCAAACAAACAACUAACAAACAAAAAGUUAAGGAUCCUUGAUAUUUUUGAAAACAGAGAUUUCCUCUAUCCCCCCAUUUAAGCCUUCGGGUUCACGCGUAAAUGGUGUUUCGGGUACCAAAAACACAGGUAUGCUCAUGGAAAUGGUCUCCAGCAUGAGAACGGAUGAAAAAGGAGAUGUUUUAAUACGAAGAUGUCAUACAUCAUACAGCGCAUGCCCAGUAUGGUAUGCUAUCGUAUUUCCAUUGUUUUAUCAUUUUUGUGUCUCCGUUCUCUAAAAUAACCGUAUGUGUGUGGACGAGGUCAAAUAAACACUGUUCUCCCCCCAAGUUUUACGUAAAAUUGAGGAAAAUGUGAAGGAGGGGGAUGGGGGAUAAACGUGUAUUAUGGGCUAUAUGAAAAUGUUAAAUAAAAACGUUUGUCUACAUUUGACCUGUAUUUUUUUGCGCAUAUGAACAAUGUCCACUAUUUUCUGACUUAUGUGACGUUUUUGUUUUCUCUGUCCCAUGGAAAGGGAACGAAAAAUACGUGUAAAAUUGAUGCAACAUGAACUUCUUUUCAGCAGUUGCAGGCAAUAUUACUGUAAAAACAAAACGUAAGUCGAAUCUGAAAAAUUAUAACUUUCUUUUGUGUUUUGCAACCAGCGCGUUCUAUUAUGUUAUUUUUUUCGAAACUCCUCAAACAAGACUCAAUUUUGAUAGACACAAAAAACGUGUUCUCUUCAUCCAAAAUAAUUAAAACUAAAAUAAAAUGGCUUUCCUUCCCAUCUUUACUGAAUAUACACUGGAAAUAAAUCACUAAUGAUUGUUUUCCCGCCUUUUUGUGUUAUUGAACAAAUAGCUAGUGAAGAAACAAGCUUUCUUUAAAUGUGAAGUAAACAAAAUCUAAACGAGAAAAAAUAAUUAUUCAACUCUAAUUAAACUUUACAACAAAUUGGUCUGACUAGACGGGUUUACAGAACUCCAUUUUAUUUCAUGGUCUUCUCGAUAGCGAAAUUUUACGAGGAACAAUUUUUACAACGGGAAAUCUUUGACUAUUAAAAAAAUUGCAUUGUAAAAAAAGCAUUCACUGAGUGCUCCUGAAGAGGAAGACACCAGGGUCCCGCCGCACAGAAUCGGCAGUUCUCGACUGAAUCACCAGACCUUCUUACGUUUUUCCUUUACGAAUACAAAGGAUUCUUUGGACACAGUUCAGGGGCAGCGGAGCAUUUUUAAACGUAACUGGGGCCGGCGGGGAGGGUGGGGGGCUCAUCGUACACCACGCCAAGCGUAUACAUGUACCUCUACUGAAAUUUCUCAGAAUGCCGUUUGCGUGGUUGUGUGGAACAAAAAGCUGUUUCAUUGCUUGUGACCUUAACAGUUUUCGGAUCGAUCAUUAUCAUAUGAUAUUAGAUAUUUUUUGAGCCGUCGAAAGGGUGGAAAAUGUAUGUCUCCAAUGGCAUGCACAGUUAAUAGCAAAUUCAAUCUUAUAAAAUGCUGAGCACCUGUCUGAGGCGCGUUUUUGUAACAGGAGUUUGUGGAAAGCUGAGCAACCCGAGAUUUUGAGGAAAAACAACUUUUACAAAUGAUAGCCAUAUUUUGCAUAGCGGAACUGAACGGACCUGAGUGAAUGAGGAUGUUGUGUAUGAAUCAACGAAUCUUCCUAACUAUUUUUUUUGGGCCUAACACGCAUGCGUCUGUGAAGAACCGUUCGGACCAUGAGUGUUUUAAACCAUAAGUGAGCGAAAUGAGUUGUCGAUCCAAAUAUAUAGGUCAAUUUUCUAAGGCAAAGUCAGGUUGAUUGUGCUGGUGGGGUUAUAGGGUGGUGAGAGAUGGCCAACUCUCUGAAACCUGCUUGACUAACCCGUGCAGCGGAGACAAUUGACUUACCGGGGGGGGACUGUCGAGCUUGCUGACGGACCCCAAACUCCGGCCCAGCAAGUGCAGGGAGGUGUUCGACCUAUUAACUCGGUCCCAGAGGUUAAAUGGGAACCCUCGCGCCGGAGGUAAAAUGGCUAACUCUCUCCCAGAGGUUAAACGGGAAAAGGGCCACUAGAGCUGCCUCCCCUGACAGGGUUUUUGCUAUUUUUUGUGACGUGUCACGCUGUCACGCAAUAUGUAAAUUUUUAACCCGGGGGGGACUCCCAUAUGAAAGGGGUGGGGAUGCUCAUCGGAAAUUUUGAAUAAAACCCCUUAAGAAAACCAACCUGGGCGUGGGCCAACGUUUUUUGACCCCUAAAGGAGACCAUUUUUUGACAAUGUUCUUUAGGUAUUGAUGUUGUAGAAAACAUAAUGUAAGCGCCAGGAGUGUUGCCGUUACCUUUAUAGUAUUUUUAUUUUUGCUGCGUUUUCAGUUAUUUUCGUGUUAUAGCCAUAGGCCCUAGCGCGAAUAUUUUUGGGGGUUAAUUGGCGUGCAUGAAUUUUUUUCAUUUAACUGUCCCUUGCACGAAUAUUCUUUUUGUAGUUCACCCGCUCCCCCCCCCCAUAAGUUUUCUAAUUGUCCGUCCCUUACCGCAAGAUUUUGUCACCCUCUGUUAUCAAGGGAAUUACUGUAGCACUAUUACAUAUAGACAAUAGUUAAGCGUGAUUUCAAUCGUAACAGCUUUCGCUCUGAUAUUUUAGGUCAACCAUGGCAUGAUCUCAAGGUAGUACGUAACCCUAACGAAAUGUGGCUACAAUGGAAAACUUUGUUCCUAGAGGUGUCUGAUGUACAGAUCCGAUCCGAUGAUGUACAGAUCCGAUCUAAGCGCGUUCGUGGUUCCAAAGUCUGUGGAUAACUGCGAAAAACGAAAAUUGCGCGAUUUUUUCUGAAAAUCGCGCGAUUCGCGGGAAAUCUACAGUGCCGCGAGGAUUCUGGGAACGAGAACCCAACGAUGGCUAUAUGGAAGACAUGAUCGUCGACUGCUGAUGGAAAAUGCUACAUUUAUUGGUCAAGAUCUCGCGCAAAAUGGACUUUCCUAUGAUUACUACCUUUGGAAAUGUUUCGAUCCUCGUUCUGUGUCAUUUUUGGACCAACUUAUCUGCCGGCGUAACUGCAAGUCGCUGAAAUGUUGACCACUUGUUUCGCUGUGUCCGACCGUACCAUAACGUUGCUUGGCUAUUACAAUGAUGUAUACAGGUAAGCUUAAACAACUGCUUAGAAACAUUCGUUGCUUUGUUUAGUAAGAAAAUCUCUGGUAAGAUUUCUCUAUAAUCCCGAUACAUUCAACAUGUUUACAUGUUUCGAUUCUAUAUAAUUAUGGACACUGUAUGAAAACUACAUGCAUAAUGAGCUAAAAUGUACUGUAAAUAUCGAGUUAUACGGAAAUCCUACCAUUCAUAUCUUUAGUUAUAUAUAUUUAUGUUGUCAUAGCCGCCUGAUCUACCUCCAGCAGCCGCUGGAGGUAGAUCAAGGGUUAAUUCCGACAUAUCUAGUUUGGGUCAAACCAUGAAUUAAGUUUGAAUGGCCCACAUGGAAUUUCGAUUGUCAUGGAGCACCUUCAUCUCAAACAUCAAACUUCUUAUGCGCUGAACCUAAUGCAUAAAUUACUGGUAAGAAUUGUAGACCAUUGUACCUUGUGAAAAUGAAUUUAGUCCCACUAAUUUAUUUUGACGUCUGAGUCAACCAUCAAACUUGUAUCAUUUUGGUUGGCCUAAAUAGGUCUUGAGUUUGGUGUAUGAAAGUUUCGAGGGUUGAAUUGGGCCUUACACAGUACAGUCAAACUGAAUUUCAGUCGAAAAUUUAUUAUGUACAAUAAAACGCCAAUCAGAAUAGCUGUGCCGCUUUCUGUAUUUGUCAGUGAUUCAUCGAUAAUCUAUUCUCGGUUUUCACUCAUGUGAGAAAGCAGAAGUAAAAAUGGAAACCUUUUAAUACAGAAAAGUCUAGAAUCUGAGAAAUGAAAGAAGAUAAAUAUACAAAAGCCUUGCCAAGAAUCAGGUCUGUGCAAUAUUUCAUAUGCUAGAUAUUCGAAAAACGUUUUACCCAAAUUUAUAAAGCUUUGUAUGGAGACGCCAUGUUUGUGGCUCGUUCAGGGGCACAAAUAUGGCGCUUGAAACCAACAGAAACAUCUGUUUUUGAGUUUUCCUACUAGCGUGCGUGAAUUCUCCGCUUGAGGAACUCAUAAAGGUUAAAGUAAUAUUCAUUCUAACACAAGGAAUGUUUAGAUAGCAAAAUCUCCAAAAUCCAUAAUGUUUUAACCCACAUAAGAGCUUUCCCAGCUGCCAGCUAAAUGCCGCAUCAUGCAAAAGCCUUGAAAUUCAAGCGUCCUGCAUCGCAAAAUAAAGAACCCUUUUGAACUGAAAAUUUUUUUGUAUAAAGGUUUUAAGGUGCUCUAGUAUCACAUGAAAGUAGAAACUCAGAAGAAGCGAUAGUUUCUUAGUUUGAAUUUUGGUGACGUCAUGUGAAAACCAAGAAUAAUUAGGUGCAUAGUUUUGUACAUUCAAAACCCUAAAACUGUUUUGUUCUUGCUUGUUUACAAUGACUGCAGAAAAAGCUAGGUAAUAACAAGUGUAAGCAAAAAAGAUAAGCUAAAAAUACCUUCAUUCAGUUCAUGGUGUUUUAAAAUGUGUACUGCACCACGGCUCGUUUUGUGAAGUAAAGAUCAGUGAAUUUUGAAACAGUACAUUGUAUAUGUAAAAUUAUCUUGUGCAAAGGUAACCAGUUAAGUGAGGAAACAUGUACAGUUUUAAUAAGAAUAAGUAGCGCUUCAAUUAGAAAAGGGUACUGAAUGUAGUUUGUUUGCCAAAUGAGCUGUGUAAUUUUAGACCACACAUGCAACUUUGGCAACUUUAAGCGCUCAUAUAAAGUAAAGUAAGGAAUAUUUUCACCCAAGACUUUUUCAACUACUAUAAAGUAAUAAAUAGUUGCCUUGUUUUCAUUGGAAUCAUUGACAACCAUUAUGCAAGGAAUUCAACGCUUUCUACGGUUUGUCUUUUUAGGACUAUGGCACUGUACUAUGAAACGAUCCAAACGAUGGACACAAUCCCCCAUUUGAAACUAUAGAUCGUUUUGUUUAACUUUCAGCUUUCUAUGUUAGCGAUGACACUGAGUUCGAGUUUAUAGAACUGUGUAGGAAAUAUCGCUUUCGGUUGCUUUUCCUCGACUUCAAAAGCAGUAUUUUACAUAAAACAUAAUAUAAGGAAUGCUCAAGAUGAUAAAGAUGCUAACAUCCUUUAAUCUUUCUGCAACACACGAUUUAUUUUAUCACCUUUACUAUGCCUUUCAUCGCCAGUACUAAAUGUCACGUAGCAUCUAUUUUUUACUGUUUUUAUAUCUCAUAGCAACCAUAACUUCACUUUUACUGUAGCAGCUGUUUGUAAAUACCAUAGCAACCCCAAGUUAGCUUUUAUUGCCAGUUCUUGUAAUUUAAUGGUCAUUCGUGAAUAUUGCCCGAUGAUUGUGGCCAUUCUUUGACCAAAUGAAACAGCGUUGUCGCAAUAAAACGAUGAAUUGAAAUCUUACUACUAAUGGAUCAUUAUAGUCACUGCUCCUCUCAGAGUUGAGCCCUGUCCAAAAUUUAUUCUAUUCAAAUUUAAGAAGUUUAUAUGUUGAAGUCCCAUAGAAUUUUGAAAGCUUUCAUUUAAUAUUAUUAUUUUAAUCUCUAACCAUACUUAAACUGCAAAAUUUAUGUUAAAUAACUUAAAAUUGUAAUCUAUUCAACAACAUUCAUUCAUUUCAUUUCAUUUAUUUCAUUUAUUAGUUUAUUCAGACAUAUUAUAUUUUCUCACUGCCCACAAAUAGCAAAGGCUAUAGUCUAGGUGGGCAGUGUCUAUAUUAAACAAAAUAUGCACUCCUAGUGUGGAGCCAGAAAAUUCACGUUCACGUCUGCACAGUACCAGAAUAUGCGCAGCAUUCCAAGUAUACUAUGCUAAAGGGUUUCGUUUCUUUGCUUCUGCUGGUGUAGCAUCAGGUCUCCAGGUUGUAAAAUUCUGUUUGUUUCCUUCUGUUUGAUGGAGAUAGAAUUGGUUGGACUACACCUGUACUUGUUUUCACUGCAUUGCACCUUCUUUCUUGCCUCCAACUCAGAUUUUUUUGUAUUUCACAUCCAAAAUCCAAUUUGCUUUACUACCAAACUUGGGACUGAUGAUUAAUCUUAACGCAGAAGGAAUAUAUUUUCUCCAUUAUGACUGGAACUAAUAAAUUUCCAAAAGACUCCGAUUCAAUGCCAAGUGCCUUCAAACUUUAAAUGUUAAUCUCAAUAUUGUCAUACAAACCACAUACAUUUAGUUUCUUUGUUUCAUGCACUGAACUGACCAUAGCAAUUUCAAAGCUUCCAUGUGGUCAGAAAUCAACAACUGUGGCUUACAAAUUCUAUCUUUUAGAAUAUUAUUGAUGGUUUCCUAAUUAUCUUCAGUGAGAGGCAACCCAGUGAAUAUUAUAUUAUUUUAUGCUUCAAUCUACCCACAAAAUGGCAAAGCUUAAUCAGAAUGAAAUAUGUGCUGUGCUCUGUUUGAAAAGGUAAUACAAACAACAUGAUGGAGAAAAAUGGCUACAUGAAAUUUUGCACAUAGCCUGUUUAUUAAACUCUGAAAAUCCAAUACAAACACAAACUCAAACUUUCAUUAAACGUGUAUUGCUGUCGAAGGUGAGGGCAAUCAACUGCCUGAAAAAUACAAACCAUAGAACAAGGAAGAGGUAGGAAUGGGGGGGACGAGGGCUGAUGAAAAAUUUUUGUGUGUCAACAAGAUCAAGAAUGCAACAUCCUAGCCUCUUUCUUCAUCACUGUACUCAUAAACUACCGUAAAGGCUAAAUUGCAUUAUUGCAGAUUCGGUGUAGUGUUUUCCAGAAUUGUUUCAUCCAGUUUUUGGAUAGUUUCCAGGCUUUUGUUCACGGUAAAUUUCAAUCCCAUGAGUUUUUCCCUUGAUGAAUCUUAUAUGUGAUCGGCUUGACUAAGAUCCCGGUUGCACCUUCCAUUGUUUUCUGCACAAAAGCUAUGUGGGCAGUUCUAAUUCUCUUUGGUUUUUCAUUGUCCAUUGUUUUCUUCUUGUGUUGUAAUUUCGUUGUUUGAGGAUACGUGUAUUUUGAUUCAACUUGUUGUCAGCUGAUCCAGUUAGUGUAGAGGACCAUGUCACAAAUAAAUUAUGUGUGUGAUGCAAUCAAGUUCAAUUUUCACAUUUUAUGAUUUCUUAGGUUGCGAGCAAGCUCUCCAACGUGACUAAGCUGUAAGAUUUCCUUUAAUCAGUGCGAAAUAGGAACUCAUGUCAAUGAAAGCAUCUGAAGUGAUUGUCACGUUCUCACUCAGUGUAGCAAAACAUCGACGAAUUGCUGCUGGUAAAAAUCUGGUACACGGGGAUAUGCAUUUUCUUUUUUAAGAGAAAGGAAUCAGAGCUGCUUUUCAGGAAUAGGUUUUCUUCGGGCUAGCUAGAAAACUUCAGCUUAUUUUGUUCUUUGACAUCUUCAUGGCACAUUUUAUAAAGAUAACUGACUUUUACUGCUUUAUCAAAGGAGAGGACAAAAUUUCCAGGAGAGAGGCAUUCAAUUUUUUACCCACGAGGUUACAAAGAGAAAAUGCAGUGAUUAUUAGAUUUUAGCGUAACCAUCAGGUAUAUUCUACCCAUGAGGUUACAGAGAGCCAAAAUGCAGUGAUUAUCAGAGUUUAGUGUAACCAUCAGGUAUGCUCUACCCAUGAGGUUACAGAGAGCCGAAAUGCAGUGAUUACUAGAUUUUAGUGUAACCAUCAGGUAUGUUCUACCCAUGAGGUUGCAGAGAGCGGAAAUGCAGUGAUUAUUAGAUUUUAGUGUAACCAUCAGGUAUGUUCUACCCGUGAGGUUUCAGAGAGCCGAAAUGCAGUGAUUAUUAGAUUUUAGUGUAACCAUCAGGUAUGUUCUACCCACGAGGUUACAGAGAGCCGAAAUGCAGUGAUUAUUAGAUUUUAGUGUAACCAUCAGGUAUGUUCUACCCACGAGGUUACGGAGAGCUGAAAUGCAGUGAUUAUUAGAUUUUACUGUAAACAUCAGGUUAUUCCCACGAGGUUGGAGAGAGCAAAUGCAGAGUAGUAGAUUUUAGUGCAACCAUUAGGAAAAGUUUCUCCACAAUAGGAGAGUUUUUUGCUAGAGUUAAACAAGUAUGGCUUUCAUGUGUUUCAGUACAAAGUAAUUUCUGUCAGUAAUUAUAAGCGUAAUUAUAGCACGCAAACAUUGUCAUCUAACUCCUCACUCGUAGCCGAAAUAAGCCGCCAAGUAAUGAAGCAUAUAACGAACUGGAAAAUCGUCCUCAAAUGGUCUCGAUAAGUAAAUUAUACUUAAAUUUGCGAAAGAAAUUGUUGUUUGUCUCCCUGUCACCCAUCAAAAAAGUGACGAGUCAUCACAUUAGGUAUAUUAAACAGAGGUAAUACUCACGGGUUUCACGAAAUCUGUGCACUAUUUUCACCGGGAAACAAAUUUAAAACUUCAGUUCUUACCUUACAAUAGUCUGUUCUUUUACUUUGCAUUCGACAACGAAUUAAAGGCGAACAAAGCAAAUCCGGCACUCUUCUUUCAUAAGUAGCAAGCCGCAUGAAGUAAAAUCCACUGAUAUGCAGUGCAUUCUCACUGCAAAUAAUAAACAAAUGUCAUGGGAAGAAACGACGGGGAAGAAAAAAAUGACAGAUCUUCGCCUCGGUAAUGUAUUCCAGCUACCAAGCCGGCGUAUCUCCAGAAGGUGAACUCGAAGUGGGACAAACCUUGUGAUUUUUUGAGAAGCCAUUUGCGUGCAAACUAAUUAAUUUUAUUCUGGCGUGAAAUGAAGAUACUGAAAUCUAAUACACAAGAAGAAAAUUUUAGCACCUUAGCGCGACAUAUUAAAUGCUCAUUUUUACAAGUACGCGAAGAAAGUGGUUUACCGGUUAGACUUUUUAAAAAUAAAUUUACUCCACAAAAGAAAAAAAUGAUUUGUUUUAAAUCUUGAUCUUAUUUACGUACGUGUGGUAAAUUCAUCAUACAGGCCCCAUCAAAAUGAACGAAUGAAACGGAAUACUUUGGGACAGUUUAGUUUCUACUCAGCGGCCGCUUUGCUUUUAUAACAACAAUUUUACGUUCCAGUCUGGUUUAAACGUUAGCAUAUCAACGCGCACAGCCACUGAAUGAAAACAGCGGUCACAAUCAAGUUCUUUAAAACCGACCAGACGCGUGUACCCUACCACUGUUAUGGUAAGAAAUUAUGCUGAAGGUGUUUUUAAAUGUUUUUGUGACAGUCUUCGCACUGAAGGUGUAAAUGGUUAACUGAGCAGUUGCUUUGAUUAUCAGAAAGACCUGUCAACUUUGAUGAUUUAACUGAUUAGAUUACGGGACAGAAAUUUUACUGCUUGCGGCUCCUCGUGUAUUGAUUUCAAUUUUUAUACAUUGGCUUCUCUGGGAUGUAUCUACACCCGGAACUGCUACACUGAUAUUAUUUUGAAAGGGCGGCAGUUCUAAAUCGUCAAAUAGUGGUCUCCCACAAACCUGACCAAUAUUGGCCAUCAGAAGACGAUUUUAAACCUGGUCCUGGUUGUUCAAAUGCUGGAUAGCGCUAUCCACCGGAUAAAUCGCUACCCAGAGGAUAAGUAUUAGGGAAACCAAUAAUCCAUUGGAUAGAAAUUUAUUCGGUGGAUAGUGUUAUCCACCUUUCGAACAACUGGUGCCUGGUUUUAAAGAAAAGAUAAGAUUUUUUUAAAAAGUGAUAAUUGUUUGAUACUUCGACUCUCAAUUCCAAUUCAAUUGUCAACAAAUUCACCGUUUGCAUGAAAUCAGUCAUCAUUUGGAUGAACAGAUGAACAGAUGUAUCUUUGGAUAUUAAUCGAUGAAAUCGGUAAAAUUAAGAUAAAUUGAUAAGCCAAACGUAGUGUGUCAUCGAUAUCUACCGAUUGAUUGAUACAAUUGAUAUCAAUCAAAUUCAUCUAUAUAAUUAUAAAAAUUGUUUCACCCACACUUCCUAGCCAAUGGCUACUGCUAGUUACAUCGAACUAUUGCAAACAAGUACAUGAGUUCAUGUAGUAUCACUGACAAAUUAUCUCACCUCUCUACCCCUUUAAUUCCCAAUUAACGCCUGCGUCGCAAGUGGAGGUUGGGUGCCCAUGGGCCAGGGGGCUGCAACCGCAAUACACCCCAAGGCGGAAGAACACCCACAGGCCUACCAACCCGCAACCCAGCCACGAGCCCCCCCGCGCCCAGCCCCCCACUAUAGCACCCGUCACACUGAGGCCAGAAGCCCAGUGGAAGUAAAAUGAACCAACCCCUGAAAAAAUAAAAAACUAAAUAAAUAAGAAAGAAAGCGGAGGGAGGGAGGGGAACCAAGAGAAACGCUACGCUACUGGAACGCCACGCCACGCCACGCCACGCUAACAAAGCUUCGAGUACAACGCAAACCCAACGUAGGCACGUGGCCUCCGCAUGCGCCAAAGCGACAUACCGCUGGACAGGAAUCUGCCCUCCAGCUCAUGAACAAUGGUAAACGCUACAACCGCAAACAUAGUCACGCACAACGCUACAGAUGACCAACGCGCUACCAAAGAAUGCCAAAAACACCCGGGACCAUAGCUCCUGGUCGUUAACUACAUUAAAUAUGAUUUAAUAGUAUUAUCAACAGACAAAUUCUCCAGACUGAUCUCCAUACAUUUUCUUAAAAAAUUAGUUGAGAGAAUUUGAUAAAAGAUCCAAUCAUCAAUCAUUAUGGCUACUUUCUUCUGUCCCCAAGGUGGCCAUUGUGGAGAGGUUCAACCAUUAAAAAUACCUUGGAAUUCUAAAAUUAUCAUGUACACUUUCAUGAAACUUUGCUCAAUCGUCAAUUCCUUUUUUUUCUUUUCCAGGCAGAAGAGGAGAACAGAGAUUUGUCUUGAACAGGAUUGUAGCAGAUCUUCAGGUGUUUUUAAGUGGCUCGAACAUUAGAGGAGUAGCUGACAUAACGGAGAUCAUGGCCACUGGAAAGAGAUCACAAGUUGUUAUAAUAGGUUAGUUUGGGAACCUUCAUUGGUAAUACUCUCACUGGUUACUUGCAGAAUUUUAGAAAAAGAUUUAGUUCUGGAGAUGUUUGCUGACACAGGCUAGGAAGUCAUUUACCUGGGGCAGGGCUCUGGCUAAGAUGUCAAGUUGCUGGGUAUAUGAAAUUAGUUGGCAGGGAAUUAGCCUGUGAAAACAGCCUUUUAUCCUUGCUCCUUGUCGCUUGGGACGUUUUGCAAGGAUCCGGAACCUCUGCCACUCAGCGACAGAAAUUCCAUACUGAUGAUGUAAAUCAAUGUUUACACAUUAUAUCCUUUAGUGCUUGGGUUCCAAAUGCAAAUUUGUUCAAUUUUACAUUUCUCCUGGUCGAUUUUGGUUAAGUGUUGUGUUCAUUUGCGAAUGAGCUCCAGCAAAACUCAAAUGCUUCUUGUAGAGAAGAACAUAUUCUACAAUUAAAUAUUGGCUGUCUUGCUAUAGAUUCAUAGCUAGACAUAUAAUAUGUCUAAAGGCAAGCCAGUGGACGAUUGCACACAAUAGAGUUGCAAGAACACACGGUGAGACAUGAAUAGAGGCAUUAUUGAAUUGAGCCAUACAGAUUGAAUGUUACAAUUGUACUACAGGGUUUAUUCUAGAGCGCGGCCUUGAAGGAUUUCUGCAAUUUGGAAAAAAAUUGCUGCAUAAAAUAUAUGUUGUCACAUCACAUGGGGCCCAAAAAAAUAGACCCAAGGAUGAGUACUAUUUUUUUAAAUAAAAGUAUUCAAAAACAUCACUGACAACACUGAUUUGACGGCGGCUCAAAAACUACCUUACUUUGAACUUCUAUGUAGUCAAACAUCUGGGAUUCUGCAGUAAUUUGAGCCCAGGCUUUUUCAGUUGCCCAGAUGUUCCAAAAUGUUUGAAAAGUGUUCGGUGAGUCCGACCAUUUUUAUCUCAUCUAGUGACCAAAAUCAUGGGUUGACCCCUUUGAGAAAUUCUAAUAUGGCCACUUUUUAAAAUCAAUAUUUUAUAGUCUAGGACGACUUGUUUUCUAACUAGAUAAUUGUGAAACACUACUUCAAGGCCUAUUUUUUCCUAAAACAAACGAAAAGGAAACUUGCAAUUUUUGACCAAAUCAUUGACUGACUGACUGACUGACUGCCGGACUGACAGACAGACUGACUGGCUGAAUGAUUGACUGGCCAACUGGCUGAUGACUGACUGGCUGCUGGCUGGCAGACUGACUGACUGAUUGACUCACUGAUUGACAUACUGAGUGACUGACUUGCUGACUGACUGACUAACUGACUGGCUUGUUGACUGAUUGACUUGCUGACUGACCGACUGGCUGAAUGACUGACUGGCUGAUUGACUGACUGAUCGACUGGCUUACUGGCUAACGGACUGACUGACUGACUAAUUGACUGACUGGUUGACUAACUGGCUGACUGACUGACUUAUUAACUACGAUCUAUUGUUCCACUGUAAGUCUUUACUAAAAGAAUGUGACCACUCCGUCGUCUAAUCAGUGCUUAUGAUCAAAUUCUGGACAGAUUUUAUGUCAUCUAGUGAAGGGUAAUAUGGAAUUUCUGUCACUGAGUGCAGACGUUCUUCCUCAUGAAACGUCCCCCAGUGGCAACGAGCGAAGAGAAAGGUCUGUUUUUGCAGGCUGGGUAGUUAUUAAACAUGUCCCUUUGGUUUUAUUUUUCUUUCGUUUGCUAUCAGGUUUUCUUAUCAGGGUUUUCAAUAAGGUCUUAAGUAGGUGGUAAAAGCUUUGGAUUAGGAAGAGAUGGAAAAUCUCACACGUGUUUCUAGGGCACUCUAGGGGCAUGUCCCCCAGAAAAUUUUCAAAAUCUAGGCCUUUUAGAAUACAUUUCCAGCAUUCUGGAGCAAAAAUUAGAGUUUUUGAACAGCACACAGACAUCAUUAAAUUUUGGCUUUUUUAUUCAGUGACCGCAAAUAAGUAAUUUCUUAUUUACCUGUUAUUGUUUUAUUUCUUCUUGCCAAUAAAGCUACAGUAUGAACCACUGGCUAUUUUAGUAACUGUUUGAAAUCAUGUUAUUUGUAAAAAAAAAAACUGUAGUAAUUUCCAACGAAAAGUAGGUGGCCAGUUCACGUGAAAUAGCCUGAAUUUCAUCCGAUUACUUCGAGUCGUUAUUACUCCCUCAGUAACGUCUCAAUCAACGGGCCAUUAAUCAAAUCAAAUCAAAUAUUUAUUUUAUUAUGUAAGAAUACAUAAAAGGAAACGGCAGAGGUUAUCCCCAUCGAGGACGCUCUCUACAUACAAUAUAAAAUAAAUAUACUACAAUGCAGAUGACGAGCGAAUAGUAUCCCAUUAUGCACUUUUUCCAGAAGCAUCACGCAAUAUCGCAGUCAUAGCAGAUUCCAUCAUGAAAUAAGGUUGUUUUCUCGUCGGCUUUUUUCUCACUCGAUUUCCAGUCAAAGUAAGAAAAUUACAUUAUUUCGUUAUUUGACAUGAUUUCUUCGAUUUGCAAUGGCUUAAGAGCGAAGUUUCUGCACAGAAACAUUUAUUUUCACGGUUUCAAGUAGUCUUCCCAUCACAAAGUGUUCAGUGACCCACAACAAGGUCAUGAAUAUUCAAGAUUUUUUGGAAUAUAUGUUGAAAUCCUCGAAAUGUGGACGUCACGCCAGCAAAAUGAAGUCCUGAAUAUUGUACAGGCUAAGAAGUACCCAGAAGUACCCACAUUUUGAAGACCUUUUUGUCGACCAAAGAUGGCUUAAAUUUCGAAUCUUUUAUCACAUUUCAACGCCAUGUGUCAUAAUAUAUGUGUAAAGCCUGCUGAAGGCUACAAUCUGUUGGGCGCUUUCUAGAGCGCUUUAAUAUUUAUGCCGAAGCAAUCACUUUGUAUUUUCAAAGAGGUUAUUUUAAAAAGGAAUCUUUCUAUAAUUAUUUUAAUUCGAAGAAGGAGCGGUGCUUAAUGGUGUGUUUCAGUGUGAAAACAACCUAAAGAAAGGUACCACACAGCAUGCAAGCCGGCACAGCGUAAACAGGCCUGCUCAGAAUUUGAAAAAGAAACAUCAGAAACUUUAUUUAUUCAAAAGAACAGAUCAGUAUUGACUAUUUUGGCCAGGAAAUUUCCUUGAUGGUUGCUUGAGUCAGUACCUGGUAGAUUGUGCUUCAGAGAAUUGUUUGUCGCAUCGAUAGGUUAAAUUUUAUUUGUAACUGCCAUUGUAAACUUCAGCUCCUUUGAGCGCGAUGCUGUAAUAAAUUCUCCUUUGGUAAUUAGCUUCACAGCGUAGCGGCUGUUUUGUUGGAACCACUUUAUAGAUCAGUCAUAGUUUUGGUUCUCCUCUGGCUUGGGUUCUGCUAGUGAACCUAGCGAAGCUUAUCAAUUGCCGAGUCUUAUACUUAAUUUGUGUUUACAGUGCGACCGAGCGCACAAAGGAGUUCUGGACAGAUCAGUGAAAUACAUGUAAAACCCUUCUUAGUCAAAGUAACGCUGAAAUUCUCCUUUAAAGCACAAUGAAUAUAAGCCAACUCGAUAAUCUCAAAAGCAGAAGCUGCUGAACCGAAACAUGUUUGGAAACCAUCCACAUCGAGCACUGUGAUCGAUGUUCACUUCACGCGUGCUGAAGAUUACUGAUAAUGAUGUGUCACGUACGCUGUGAUAAUAUAACAUGAAUCAAGGUGCAUCAUGGGAUACUAUUCGAUCGUCGUCUGACUACAAUGUAAAAUUUAAGACUAAUUAAGAAAUGGCUAAAAAAAUUUACAAAAUUUCAAAAUUUAAAUGCCAUCCAGUGACGUCACUCACUACCCGAAAACUGGGUAGUGAUUUUGAUUGGUUGAUUGUCUAAACAUGAAGAAUGAAGAAUCAUUGCAGAGAGUCAGUAGGUUUUUUAUUUAGAGCCACUUUGUGGUUUCGGCGGCUGGUGAUUUUGUUUUCGCAAAGUUUUUUGAGAUCAAUGUUGUAAUUCAACCUUCUUGCUAUUUUCACCGUCAAGUGUAAUGAUUCUGUUACCUUUUCUUUCUUGUUUCCUUCUUUUUUUCUUCGUUAAGGAUGAAAUAGCUUCUUUUCAAUUAAAGCAAAUUAUUGUGUUUUUGAACUACCGUAUUAGUGUUCCGUGUGUGUGUUUAUUUCAUUGCAUGAUUGCGACCGAGUUUGAAUAUAGAAUUCAGUACAACUGGUUCAGAGUUUUACUGCAUGUAGUUGGUAGUUUGCACGUUAAACAUGAAUUACAAUUAAAAAAAAUAAAGCAGUUCUGUAUCAUGCAGACAUUUCCAAAUGAUAUUUCUCGGUUUGCCACUUGAAAAUCAUGUUUUACUUUUUGCAUGAAUUAAAGCAAAGGUCAAGGAGUAGUGACGUCACUGGAUGGCAUUAACAACUGUUCGAUUCAGACGUUACUGAGGGAGUAAUAAUGACUCGCAGUAAUUGGAUGAUAUUUAGGCUAGCGGGCUGCCAGCUCUUGUUGAAAACCCUUAGUUAUGCCGUUUAGAAGCCGGGAAAAUUCCUAGGCCUCCUGCCCUUAUUGACAGCCCUGAUCUGAGGAACAGUUGGGGUUUUCCUCCUAAAACUGAGUUGUUCUACAGGAAUUAG
Messenger RNA from Porites lobata, 16944 nucleotides. Lineage: Eukaryota; Metazoa; Cnidaria; Anthozoa; Scleractinia; Poritidae. The record is from the annotation of a GenBank genome assembly.